CUCCACAUUCUGCAACUCCAAAGCAAACUCCCUUUAAAACCCUCCAUCUUCUUCACCCCCAUAUUCCAUUUCACUCAUUCAUCUUCUCCAAAUUCUCAAUCUUCUUCCCUUAUUCAUAUUCAAACUCCCAUCUUCAAUCCAAUCCCACCAUGUUAAUGCUGGUUGACUGCUCCGGCUGCCACACACCUCUACAGCUGCCGCCCGGCGCUCAGAUCAUCCGCUGCGGCUUAUGCGACGCCGUCACCCGCGUCGCCGCCAACCCUCGAUCCCUCACUUCUCCUCCGCCGCGCCAAUCCUCGUCCUCCUCCCCCUCCCACGCGCCGUCGCCGUACAGCCACGCGCCGCCGGGUCCGCCGCCGCAGGCACACGGAAGGAAGAGGGCGGUGGUGUGCGCCGUGUCGUACAAGCGGUCGCGGCACGAGCUCAAAGGGUGCAUUAACGACGCCAAGUGUAUGAAGUACUUGCUGGUCAACAAGUUCAAGUUCCCUGAGUCUUCAAUUCUCAUGCUCACAGAAGAAGAAGCUGAUCCUUUUCGACGGCCGACCAAGCAUAACAUGAGAAUGGCGCUGUUCUGGCUUGUGCAAGGUUGUCAGGCAGGGGAUUCUUUGGUGUUUCAUUAUUCGGGGCAUGGAUCACAGCAGCGGAACUACACUGGAGACGAGGUGGAUGGAUAUGACGAGACUCUGUGUCCCUCGGAUUUUGAGUCUCAGGGGAUGAUUGUGGAUGAUGAGAUCAAUGCAACAAUUGUGCAGCCUCUUCCUGCUGGAGCUAAACUUCAUGCUAUUGUAGAUGCUUGCCAUAGUGGUACUGUUCUAGAUUUGCCAUUUCUCUGCAGAAUGGACAGAGAUGGAAGGUACAUAUGGGAGGACCAUCGUCCUCGAUCAGGCAUUUGGAAGGGAACAAGUGGUGGUGAGGCCAUUUCAUUCAGUGGCUGCGACGAUGAUCAGACCUCUGCUGAUACCUCAGCUCUAUCAAGGAUUACUUCAACUGGUGCCAUGACUUAUGCUUUCAUCCAAGCCAUAGAGCGUGGCCAUGCAACUACAUAUGGAAACAUGCUGAAUGCAAUGCGAUCCACCAUCCGUAACACCGAUGGUGGUGCUGGAGGUGGUAUUGUGACAUCCCUUAUCUCCAUGCUUUUGACAGGAGGGAGUCUUGGAAAAUUGAGACAGGAACCACAGCUAACUGCCAAUCAAGCAUUUGAUGUGUAUACAAAACCUUUCUCCCUGUAGAGUAUUAAGCAAUAUUUUCAUACUAUUGCUCAUAUUUAUCAUUCAAAUGUGUGUAUUUAUGUAUAGUUUUAGGGCCCAAUUUUGUCAUCUGUCUAUUCCACUGUAUCCAAUUGUCUAGUUAAUUUGAUCUUCAAUAUAGCUUAUAUUCUUGAUUCUUC
Messenger RNA from Argentina anserina (silverweed cinquefoil), 1387 nucleotides. Its product is annotated as metacaspase-1-like. Gene Ontology annotation, molecular function: cysteine-type endopeptidase activity. Gene Ontology annotation, biological process: proteolysis. Bases 150 to 1229 code for a protein of 359 amino acids. Lineage: Eukaryota; Viridiplantae; Streptophyta; Magnoliopsida; Rosales; Rosaceae. The transcript is spliced from 5 exons. The record is from RefSeq and is a predicted model, not a curated record.